UGAAUGAUCGUUCGUGUUGAUGUCCCAUGAACGUGGUAUAACGAUAAGAAUAAUAAUUUUCCACGAUAUUCUCGAUAUGAAUAUCAAGAAACACGGGGCUAAAAUCUUCCCAGCCGCACAAUUCUCACUGUGAACGAGCGUGAAAAUGCGCGCGAGCUUCCCGUCGAGGACGAGAGCGAAACUUAAGCGGAGCGAAAAUUGAAAAUGAAAAACUCGUGAGUUUGCGAGCGGUUGAAAAUUUGAUAUGAUUCGGCCGAGGGGGGAAUCGAUGGGAGAGGAAGCGUGAGGAAGAAGAAACUUUGCUCGUUCCGUUGGCGAAGGAAAGGCAUUAUAAGUCAGCGCGAUUACACGAUGCUUCAAGAGAUGGAGAUCACUUCGGAGAGGGUGAUCAAAAAUCUGACCAACGUCUCGAACUCGAUGAAUAACAACGAAACGCUGAGGUACAACGAGGAGUUCGAUUACAGCUUCGAUCGCGACCAAGUGGAGAAGAUAGUGGUGGUGGUCGUUCCAAUAUUUUUCGGCAUGAUAGGCAUAUUGGGGCUGGUCGGGAAUUCGUUGGUGGUGAUCGUGGUAGCGGCCAAUCCGACCAUGAGAUCGACCACGAACAUCUUGAUCAUCAACCUGGCCGUGGCCGAUCUCUUGUUCGUCAUCCUUUGCAUACCGUUCACCGCCACCGAUUUCGUGCUACCGUUCUGGCCUUUCGGCAAUUUUUGGUGCAAGAUGGUCCAGUACCUCAUCAUCGUCACUGCCUACGCCAGUGUUUAUACUUUAGUCCUCAUGAGCCUUGAUAGAUACUUGGCCGUGGUUCAUCCUAUUUCCUCGAUGUCGUGGAGGACCGAGAACCACGCGAUCGUCGCCAUUUGCAUCGCUUGGGCGAUGAUAUUCGCGAUAUCAACCCCUGCAUUCUUCGUCCACGGCGAGUUUCAGGACAUGGAUGGCUCGUCGUCGGAGAACCUGACGGCUUGUCGAAUCCUACCGCAAUAUAAUUGGCCGUUAUUCCAGAUGUCGUUUUUCCUGAUGAGCUACCUGCUGCCACUGAUGCUGAUAUGCUUCUUUUACAUUUGCAUGCUCAUCAGGCUCUGGCGCACCGAUCGCGUCAGUGCCGAAAGCCGUCGUGGAAGAAAACGAGUCACGAGGCUGGUCUUCGUCGUCGUUGGCGUUUUCGCCUUUUGUUGGUGCCCUAUACAGGUAAUACUAGUGACGAAAUCGUUGGACGUGUAUCCAUUGACAUCAGCGACGAUAAUGGUGCAAAUAGCGAGCCACAUUUUGGCGUACACGAACAGCUGUGUCAAUCCUAUUCUCUACGCCUUCCUCAGCGAUAGUUUUCGGAAAGCUUUUCGAAAAAUUAUUUACUGCAGACCUCGAUCAGAUCAAAACAGACAAUUGGGACCAUUGACGAAGACUACGAGAGCUGCCAGUACCGGUGACAUCAUUUAGGUGAGUUUCCUUUUUUCCUUCGAGUUUAAUCAUCUCAAAGCUCUUUCUUUUUAUCAUGGUAAUUUCAUACAUUUCCAAUUCUAACCAUUUAAAGACUAUCAUCUAAAUAAAUUAAGUAGCAAGGAUUAAAUUAAUAGGAAAAUAAUAUUUAAUUUGUUUGAAUCAUUCUUUUCCUCGAUUAAAUAUCAUUUCGAAAAUACUUUCGUUCGGUUAUGUUGGCAACUUCGAUCGACAAUAUUCGGUAAUAUUCGGCAUGUUCCGGCGAUCCCGAUUAGAACCGAACUCGUGCGGCGGUUUUUAUGAAAAUAACUUUUAUAAAAUGAUAUUGAUAAAACGAAAUUCGUAAUUUUUUCGAUCACAAAAAAAUUACAGCUUCUUUUUCUUUAUUUAUUUUUCCAUUCGUAAUAAAAAUUUCGAUAGAAAUUUGUCUCGUAAAUUUUCUUUGAAAUUAAUAAUCGAAAUGUAUUUUCUUCCUUAUAUUACCGUGUAUUUCUUUCGUUCUCGUUUCAAAUUUCACGAUAGAAUUAAUUACCUCAUAGACAAUUAACCCUUCAUAAUAGAGAGAGAGUGAAACCCAUCUUUUGCUUUCGUCACUUCUCGACCUCUGGGAAAACUUUCUUUGUUUAGGACAAAGACACGGCUUUGAAAACACAUUCACUUCUUCAGGCACCACUCGUGUCGCUGUAGGCGUAGAUCUUCAAGUUGAAAAUGCAUCAAGGCUUUCUGUAUUCGUAGGAGGCUUCUAGAUAGUUACACUGACCUCGCUUCCAUAUCCAUUUUUCUCUCUCAUUUUACGAGAGAUGUAUUUCGAAUGAAUUCGCGCGAUCAAAAGUUAUAAUCGAAUAUUGAGGAGAAGGAGAAAAAAAAAAAAAUUUCAAAAAACCCUGCAAAAGUUCAUCACGCCAAUUAAUUCUUCAUCGUUCAAUUAAUUAUUUUUCAUCGAAUUCAAUUUUCGACUCGAAAUUUAAUUUCUUCCGCUUGUUUUUAAACAUCGUGACAUCGUUCUUUUUUUUUCUCGAAAGGAAAGAUUAAUUUUUAAAGCGCUCUGUAAAAUAACAAAAUUUCACCGAAUUCGAGAAACCACUUUUACCCCUCGCAUAGCGUGAUAUUCACUUAUUACCCUAUUUCAUUAUAUCUCAUUUGCAUUGUUCGUCGCGCAACGGACGUAUGAUCGAUUCAACCAAUAGUGACAAUACACACGUGACUGGAGGCGGUCCAAUUAAUUUGAUUCGUUGACAAUUUACGAUAACUGCAUCACGGUGCACGAUGUCGAUCGCACCGUGUAUGCAUGCACGAAGAACACGAACGAGAUACAGUGAAACAACAAUAUUAAAGUAGAGAAAUAACAAAUAUAAGCGUAAUUCGUAGGAGUCGACGCAGAUGUUGGAUAAAAUAAAGAUCGUAACUUCGUUGGCCUGCCAUGCACGAGUGAUGCGAUAAUCUUAUUAUUAUGUGGCCGUUGAAAGCGUCCAAUAGAAAAGAAUUUAAACCCUUGUGAUUACCUUCCUUCGAGCCAAAUACAGAUUCGCUUCGUUAACGAAAUUUUUCCCCUUCCAAUCUCUGCACGAAAGAAUACUAAAAAAAAAAAAAUUCAUCCAGUUUUAGAAAUUAACUCGCAAAUAUAUUUCCAAACGAAAUAAAUAACGAAAUGUACUCGAGUUUCCUUUUUCUUUUUUCGAAUCUUCAAAGAUUCCCACCAAGUACCGUAUCCUUUAAUUAAUCCUCCUGCAGGAGUUUCGUUUCAUUCGAUGAAAUAAAGUGAAACGAGACUCCCUCGGUGCUCCUUUCUCUCUCUCCCUCUCUCUUUCCCUCCACUUCUUGUUGCUCGCCACACACACACACCGCAUAAUACCGAUGGAACAAUGAACGUAGACACAGCGUGUCUGGCGCGGACGUAUAAAUCACUGGAACAUCCAAGAGAGUGGAAUCGUUGGUUUUCGAGAGGGAGGGGGAGAGGGAAGAAACGAGGGGUUGGAUCGGCGCUAACUUUCCUCCGAUGACACCCGUGAAACGCUGCUUGCGGAACAUUUGAACGAUGCUCCCUUCUUCAUUCGUGUUACAUCCAUUUUGCGCCUCGCAUUCGACACUUUUCAAACCGACGUUCGAGACGUUGCUUUCUUGCCUCUCGUUUCCACUCCGAGUGGAUACAAUUUCCUUAUUUCGUGCCCUUAUGUCGGAUAAGGGAAUUGUUCUCGGGAGAGAGAGAGAAAAGUAUUAAUUUUGUUCGAGUUUUCGCUACUCUUGAAAUAUAUUUUCGGAUAAUUUUGUUAAUCCGGAAGAAUUUUCCUCAAGAAGAGGAAAAAAAUAAUAGUGCUUUCGAAGAUUUUGAUGGUUUUCUUUUUAAUCCGCUCAAUUUGAAAAAUUUAUCAAGCAUUAUUAAGUUGAAUUUCGGGAAAUUUAUUCACGUCCGAGGGAACUUAUUAGAAGAUUAUUUUCAUAAUCCGAUUUCAUUCCUGUGAAACGUAAUUCCCGCGAGUUGGUUCUGAAAAAUUUCUAAUCGAGUUACCAAAUUGGAUUCUUCGUGGAGAAUCAGUGAGAAUAUUUGGUGAAAUGAUAUGUAUAAAAGGGAAUACGGAUCCACGUUAUCAGUGCUAAUGCACUAUUUUCAAAUUAGGGAGAUUGGAACUUUUUUUUUUUUUUUUUUUUUCAUUCAGACCGAAUCGUUUAUGGGACGCGUAACUUUGAGGAACGGAAAUGGAAAAAUGCUGCCACUGCGCUGACUUCGUUAAUGUCUCUGAAGCGAAGAUGAAAAUGUGUGUUUUGUUCGUAUAUUGGGAAUUGGAGAGAUGCGAAUAAAAAAGAAGUAGAAAAUAAAAAAAAA
Molecule: messenger RNA, 4258 nt
Organism: Apis cerana (Asiatic honeybee)
Lineage: Eukaryota; Metazoa; Arthropoda; Insecta; Hymenoptera; Apidae
Gene: AstA-R1
Product: allatostatin A receptor 1
Biological process (GO): G protein-coupled receptor signaling pathway
Cellular component (GO): plasma membrane
Molecular function (GO): G protein-coupled receptor activity
Source: RefSeq, a predicted model, not a curated record